Cladocopium goreaui is the source of this 5307-nucleotide messenger RNA. The record is from the annotation of a GenBank genome assembly. NCBI's taxonomy places the organism in Eukaryota, Dinophyceae, Suessiales, Symbiodiniaceae.
AUGAGCGCUGGCUCCCCGUAUCCACUGCUGGUCCUUCAAGCAAAGCCGGGAGCCUACUUUCGUGGCUCGGUCAAGAAAGACACUCAACAUACAGAACGAGCAUUUGUGCCGAGUUUCGAAGCGACUUUGUCUGAAGAUAUUGUUCCCAGCAAUCCCGACAACACUGACAGGCAUGUCACCAUCUUCCCCGGCGACUUCCCACGCUUUGUGCCUCCUACUGCUGCCAACAUGCCAGAAGGAAAACCCGCAGAGGAGUCGCCGUCAACAAACGCAGAGCCAUCCGCACCACCAUUGUCACAAGAGACUGGCGCUUCUGCACCAGCUGCGAGUACAGUCACAACCGUCAGCACCACAAACUCUGCACAAGAGGACGAGGAAGCAGCCAAAAAGGUGACCGAGUUCUUCAACCAGACAAGACCCAAGGACGCAGUGGAUGGCUUGUGGAGUGGCUUGUCAACAGCCACCAAAGGGGUGGCAGCUGGACUUGGCACCAUGGUGGCAUCCUCAGUGGCUGGCUACCAGAGUGAAGGCGGUUGGGGUCUUGUCAAGGGUGUGGGCACUGGUCUGGUUGGUGGUGCUGCCAUCGCCGUCACUGGCACUGUUUGUGGUGCGGCUCAGAUUGGACGUGGAGUGUACAACACCCCACAAGCUUUUCGUGGGCGACGAGAGCAACGGGUCUGGGAUGCCGACCUUGGACAAUGGGUUGAUAUCGACCUCGUGAAGUUGGAAUCCCAGGUGAUAGCUGAAGGCUCAGAUGAGGAGACAGAGGCCCACACGCCAUCGGAGUCUGUGAAGGAGACGGAGUAUUACGACUUGCUCAGAGUGAAGCCUUCUGCAAGUGCAGCUGAAGUCAAGAAAGCCUACUACAAGGAGGCCCGAGCCUGUCAUCCUGACAAGAACCCAGGGGAUGCAGAGGCCAAUGCAAAGUUUCAGAGGUUGGCCGAUGCAUACCAGGUGCACAAGCACGGGAAGAAGUACGAUCGGGAAGGCAAGUCUGGCGUUAGCGAGGGCAACGUGAAGAUGGAUCCCUCUGUGUUCUUCAGCCUCCUCUUCGGCUCCGAACGCUUCGAGCCCUGGAUAGGGGAGCUGCAAUUGGCCAUGCAAACAGGGCAGUUGGCCAAGGCCAUGGAGAGAGGCGGCCUCGACCAAGGGGCAGAGUCUUUGGAACAAGAGGUGAUGAGUGACAACAGCAAAGUCUUGAAGCAACGGCAAUUGCAUCGAGAGGUGCACUGCGCAGUUCACCUGCGGGAGUUCAUGAACGACAUUGUGUACAGGCGGGAUGAAUCGCAGUUUGAGCAGAGAGCUCGUUUGGAGGCUGCAGACUUGGCUCAGUGCCAAUUUGGUCCAGAGCUUUUAGCAGCGCUUGGCGAGAUGUACAAGCUGCGAGCAGAAAUCUAUUUGGCCGACGAGUUGGUUGGCCGUUUCUCCCUUACCAAGCAAAUGGUCUCCAUGAAGCACUCGGGCAAGACAAUGCAGCACAAGCUCAACUUGUAUUCGAAUGGAGUCAACAGCCUCUUGCAAGUGAAACGGGUGCAUGAUGUCUCCAAAGCAUCGACACCGUCGGCCCCUUCGGCCCCUUCAGCCCCUUCAGCUCAGGAAGGUGCUGAGACUCCUGAUGCUAGUGCAGAGGAAAAGAUGGAGCAAGCGCUUGAAGAGGCCUUGCCGCUUUUUCUUCAGACUGCUUGGGCCGCGGUGGUGACUGACAUAGAUUCAACCAUGAAAGAGGUAGGCAGAAAGCUGCUGAAGGACAAGUCGGUGCCAUGGCAGAUCCGAGUGCGCCGGUCACAGGCCUUGCAGCGCUUGGGUGAGAUCUUCUUCGAGGAGACUCGACCUGGCAGUGCUAAGUGUGCGAAGUUGACCGAGGAGGGCACCAAGGCACUGGCCUCCGGAGAAUCUGCCAAGACCAUGACAUCAGAGGUGGCAAAGGCCGUAUUGCAAGAAGCGUUGAUGGCUUCAGCUUUCGGGAGCCGUAACUUCCAAGGUGCGACAGAGUGGUACUCCGAAGCCUUGGAGACUAUGCAGGAUCCUGUGGUUCUUUCGAACCGCUCUGCCACUUACGCUAUGCGCCAGCGCUUUGAUAAGGCCCACACGGGGGGUGACAAGAUUCGCAAGUCCAGUGUGGAGGUCAGUACGUUGAAGCGAGGAGUAAAAAGGUGGCCAAAGGUGGCCAUGAAAAGCAAUCCCUGCGCCGACUGCGCUGAGCUUCGGUAUCCCAGUGAAGCCAACUUGGUAGAUAACCUAUGCGAGCGAUACCAUAGAGGUUUGAUCUACACAAAUGUCUCGCAUGUGCUUUUGGCGGUCAAUCCACACCGGCACUUAGAGCACCUCUACGGAGCAGCUGUGAUGCAGCAGCCUGCUGCAGUCCGCGGACCGCAUCCGUACAGCUUGGCUCAGGUGGCCUUAAUGCGAUUGAAACAGGGGCCGCAGGCAAUAGUAGUCUCAGGAGAGAGUGGAGCUGGAAAGACCGAGACGGCCAAGAUCAUUAUGCGCUUUUUGGAAACCCAUUGCACGUUUGGCACCUCGGGAUUGGAAGAGCGUGUGCUUGCGAUGAGCAGGGUCUUGGAAUCCUUGGGCCAUGCAGAAACACGGCAGAAUCCAACCUCCUCACGCUUUGGAAAGUUCCUGCGUCUUCAGAUCGGCAGGGGCGGCCUGUCUCCGAAGAUAGCUACAUACCUGUUGGAAGCCAGCCGCAUGGUUUCGAACUCCUCAAAUUUUCACAUCUUCUACGAGCUGCUGGCUGGAGGAGAUUUGGAGAAGUGGGACUUGCUGGAUGUGGCCAUUCAACAGCAAAAUUCUUUGGAGCGAUUCAAGCAUGGUCAUGCGGAGCUCGCAGAAGCCAUGAAGAGGUUGAGCUUGGGCCACUUCUUCCAGCCGAUGCUGAAGGUCAUCGCUGGCAUUACGCACAUCCUUUCGCACUUGCGUGAGCGACAAGGAAAGCCAGCAGCGGGUGCUGCAGAAACGCGGCUGGAGCGCGCCUGCGACCUCCUAGGCCUUCAGAUGCCAAACCUCAAAACCAUCCUCACGACGAAGCAGCUCAGUGUGCCCAAAGGCGAACCUAUUUUGAUGGAGAGGACGGAGGAGCAGUCUCAAGGCAUUCUUCGGAGCCUAGUGGUGACCAUCUACCGCAAGCUAUUUGAAAGCAUCGUGGAUGAAAUGAACCAGACCCUGGAAGUUGGCACCAGCGCUUCAGACGAGCUUGGCAUCCUGGACAUGUAUGGCUUCGAAAGUCUGGAAACAAAUGGAUUAGCUCAGCUCUUGAUCAACUACACCAAUGAGCGACUACAGCUCCUUUUUUGCGAGCAGGUGUUGAUGAAGGAACAGCAGGUCUACUUUUCAGAGGGUUUGCUGAAUGAGGAAGUGGCAGUGCCACAGGAAGGAUAUGGGGUCCUGCAGUCGUUAGAUGGAGUCCUUGAUUUGCUGGACGAUUGGACCUUAACACGUAUGCGAGCAGGAGGCAAAUUCUCAGAUGGUGCUUUUGCUGAUGCAGCCCGGAAGGCGAAGGGUUCCUCUGCAAAAGUGCUGCGGCCAGCGGUGGCACCGGGCUUUGCUGUGAGACAUUUUGCUGGGGAGGUGGUGUACCGCUGCCAUGGCUGGUUGGACUCCAAUGAUGCCAAGCCAUUGCCAGAGGUGCUAGCUUUGCUGGAAGGCAUCGAUGCCUGGCCUCUGCAGAAAUUGGAACUACCUCGGAGGAGAUGCAUGCAUGGCUUGCACUUCAUUCGCUGCUUCCGCCCCAACAAGGAGCAGAACAGUGGCUGGGUCGAUCGUAGCUUCUUGGCGAAGCAGUUGCGCGGAAACGGUGUGCCGCAGCUCCUGCAAGUGAUGUGCCAAGGGUUUCCACAUCGCGUUGCGUUGAAAGAGGUGGCAGCAUCCUUCGCAGGUUGCCUGCCUGGCACAGAGGGUUUCAGUGAUCGGCUGCUGACAGAGUUGCUGAUGCAUGCCUUUCAGGUGCCACGAGCGGAAUGGCGCCUGGGAGUAUCGCAGCUCUUUCUGAAAGCUGGCCAGCUUGCUUCCUUAGAAGAGCUUUCUGCAAAUCCGCCGCGCCUUGAUGCUGAUCGCUUAGCAGCUGCACGCAGCACUGCUCGGCGGCUCCGCUGGCGCCGCGCCCUGCAUGCGGUGACCCUGCUGUGUUACUUGGCUCGGAGGCUCAGGAACCGCCGCCGCCGGCGGAUGAAGGGCGCUUUUUUGGCGAGCAUCUUCGUCUUCCGCCUCAAGAGCUUGCGAAUCAAAAGAAGUUUGAUGGUGCACACCCGAAUUGGGGCCACUAAGCAGCUUCCAGACCCUGAAGCGACAGCAGCAAACAAGCUGGAAGAGAUGACAGAGAUGACAGAGAUGACGCCACAAAGAACGAAUCUAGGUGAAGGUGUGGUGACAGCUGGUCGAAAAAGAGGCAGACCUCCAGCCACACCACAAGAGGGUGUGCUCUUAGAGCUGUUGAGGAAAAGGAAGCCUGGAAAGCAGGGCUCCUCUGCCCAGCUGAGCCAAAUGGACAAGCAGGCUGAGGAUGCGGUGACUCCCAUCGAUGCCCUGGCCACGCAAUACAAGACCGACUUGAAUAAGGGCCUGAGCACAAAAAAGGCCGCUGAAAUCUUGGAGCGUGAUGGUCCCAACGAGUUGGAGAAGCCUCCGAAGCCCACUUUGCUGCUGCUCUUCCUUAUGCAGCUGACGAGCUUCAUCAUCAUCCUGCUGAUGGUCUCUGCAGUGGCCUCUGUGCUGGUGAAUGCAACUGGACCAAAGGCUGGAGAUCCGCUCUCCUACACCACAGGCGGGGGAAGAGGUAUCAUCGUCCUCAUCAACGCCGGCAUUGCUGCAUGGACUGAGAGCAAGGCUGGCGAUGCCUUGGAGGCGUUGUCCAAGAUGACCCAAGCAAACAUUUAUGUGCUUCGCGACGGGAAGGAAGUCCAGGUGGCCGUGCCCACAGUCGUGGCAGGGGAUAUCGUCGCUUGCCUUGAGCUUCCCUGGGGAUCCCUGGGCUCUAAGGCCCUAAGGGGCGCGCCCUACAGUAAUAGGGCCCACCUGAAGCCGCAACACAAUUCAUUCCCCACAACUUUGUGUGGGGUUCUUGUUUUUGAUUCUGUAUCCCGAGCCUCCUCCUCCUCCUCCUCCGUCCGCCCGCCUCCGCCUACCACAACUCUGUCACAUACCAUCUGUCACAUACCAUCUGUCACAUACAUAAACUUAACACACAACUUUGUCACAUACCAUCUGUCACAUACCAUCUGUCACAUACAUAACUUCACACACACCUUCGUCACAUACCAUCUUACACAUUGUCACACAUACAAUAACUUCACACACACACAAACUUAA